Molecule: messenger RNA, 786 nt
Organism: Anthostomella pinea
Lineage: Eukaryota; Fungi; Ascomycota; Sordariomycetes; Xylariales; Xylariaceae
Source: the annotation of a GenBank genome assembly
AUGAACAUGAUCAUCAGCAACAUCGGCGAUGGCAGCUUGACGGCGAAGAAGAGCCUCAGCAACGGGAAUCAGGGACCGCUCGCGGAUAACCAGUGGCAGCUCGACGUCCAGAACUGGUACGGCAUCUCAAUGGCCGUGCUGCAAAAGUCUUUCGUCAACGCGGCAGUCGGGCCGGCAGAUGCGGCUCUCAGGUCGUUCGUCACGGCGCCUAAUGCCACGGAAGAGAAGACUAUGUGCAACAGCCAGAAAAUCCGCAGCAGUGCCUACUCCUCCUUCAGCCUCUGCGGCCUACUCUUCGUCUUCCUCUGCGGCGGGCUCAUCAUGGCGAUCUCGUGGAUCCUCGAGCCCCUCUUCACAUUCCUGGAGAAGCGCUUCAAGCUGCUCAGUCAGUACGCGCGCCUCGAGUGGGCCGUCAACAGCGCGCUGCAGAUGCAGCGCCUGGCGCACGAGCAGCUCGGGGCGGGCAGCUGGACCCGCGGCGCCGAGAGCGUCCCGCUCACCGAGGCGGACGCCGAGCUCGGCGUGCUGGACCUGGCGGACGAGAAGCAUCCACGGCUGAUGCGGCCGGUACCGCUCGUGACUGCGGGAGCGAAGGGUGGGAAUGGGACCUCGAGGAAAUCGUCGGAGCUUCCGAAGUAUGAGACCACACCCAAGAGUGUGAUAGAGAAGACGGCGACGCUGCCAUCGCCUACGCUGUCGCUUAGCUUGGAAGCUCACCUUGACUGGACCCUUAUGUGGUGGGAUGAGGGGGUACGAGGAGAACUGAGCUACGAUGAUGAGCUCUAA